CUAUUGAUCCCGCUACUUUGGCAAUACAUGAGGUGACGUAUAAAAUGGCUUCCACUUUAAAGGCAGUGGUUGAAAAUGACGUUUUCAUACGUAGAAAGGGAGACAAAUAUUUAUCAGAACUCGUAUCGAACGGUUACAACAAUAUCGCGGCAAAGAGUCAGUACAUUGGAGAUGAUACAAAGGUCGAUUUGAUCUUCCUGACGGAAAAAUUCGGCUUGGAAGCAUUGGAAUUUCAAGACAAUUCUACAAAAGAUUUAUCUACGCUGAUUGAAACAUCCACUGGUGAGAUAUAUUACAUGAUGCAGUCAGUGGUCAAUUCUGUGGUUCCAGACGAUUUGAAACAAGUACGACCGGUCGAUAAUAUUUACACCGGGAGAGAUCAGAUAUCAAACAUGUUAGAUGUUAUCGGGGACGGAAUUAACGUGACUGCCACAAGCCUUAGCGAUGACGAGAGGGCCUGGUUGUAUAUCCGAAUGCAGAAGAAACUGAAGUAUAAAACGGGAGCUCAUAAAGAAAGUGUCAAACAAGCUGCAACCAUGGCAGUUAACCUUGCUCAGAAAAUCCAAGACGAGAUGAAGCUCUGCAAAACAUGCAGCAACACAAAAAGCACAAAAACGGAACAAUUACUGACUAAAAACACUGCCGAGAAUAUAGCCAACAGUACGACUUCUACAAAAACUUCCGCCUUCAAAAUACCCGGGUUAUUUGAAGCAAUUGCCAACAGUAGUGGUGAAAUACGAUCAAUUGAGGAUAUUGCUGGAGAAGAUGUUUCAGUGUCUGCGUUUGAAUUUGAAGAAAAUGUUUAUAUGUAUGAUACGGACGGCACUUCGAGUUAUGUUACAUCGAAUGUUUUACGUAUCGACGUCAAAACAUCAACGGCGCGUGUAACUCCAGGUAAUAUGACAUUCGAGCAAAACGUUGUAACACCGGAUGCUGUAAAUAUAUCACCAAAGGACUUUGUUAACGUCGAAGAUGUAUCUGAGUUUGUGUAUCAUCGAUUUAUAUACGGAAAGGCAAGCGACAAGGUCUGCAUGAUUAUCCAACCAACAGGGGUUGCCACCUUUGAAUUAUACGACGUAUAUCUUGGCCUUAAGGGACCUCCUUCGAUAGAACAGUAUCAUUUGAAAAUCACUGUAAGAGUAAAUGACAGCUGGCAGAACUGUAUUGAAUCAAGAGAUAUGCAUGGACAUACAGGAAUGGUCUACUAUGCUGUGCAUGUACCCGGAACGGUGAAACAGGUUGAUUAUAACCUCACAUUGAUAACUGUGGGCUGCCUGACAUGGAACGAAAUGCAGACAAAAUGGGAAACAGACAAAUGUGAGAUGGAAUGGAAACCGUUAGAAGAUAGACUUGUUUGUCUUUGCAACGAGGUUACAGAUCUCGUCUUUGCAAAUUCUUUUUUUGUCGCACCAAAUACUAUUGACUUUGCGACAGUGUUUCUCAAGUUUUCCCCAUUGAGCCAGGCUGCAGUUCUAGGUGCCUUGACGAGUUUAUUGUUCAUAUACAUUGUCGCAGUUCUUUAUUUGAAAGGAUUGGAUAGGCGGGACCAGCUAAAGUGGGGUAUUACACCAUUACGAGACAAUACUCUUGGAGAUAGCAACUACUACCUGAUAAAGGUCAUGACAGGAAUGCGGCGGGGAGCAGGGACCACCUCCAGAAUCACGUUUGUUUUGACUGGGGACAAGGGCGAUACCGGCCCACGAGAAAUGUUUGAUGGAGUAAGAAAGAAAUUUAGCACUGGCAGUGUAAUGUCAUUCUUCAUGGCGUCGAAGCGACAUUUGGGAUCACUAGAACACCUUUACAUUUGGCACGAUAACCACGGUGGUGGGGAUGAAGCCUCGUGGUAUCUCAACCAAGUUGUGGUCUAUGACAUUGAAACUAGGUCCACGUACACAUUUGUGGCAGAAAAGUGGCUGUCGGUGGAAACAGAAGUGGAUGCGAAUAUUCCUGUUACAGUUUCUGGUAAACCGGUGCUGUUUGAAAGCAGGUUUUUCUACCAGGUACGAGACCGGCUGUCAGAGAGUCACAUGUGGGUUUCGAUCCUGUACCGUCCUCAAACUAGCACGUUCACCAGAGUUCAAAGAGCAUCCUGCGCUCUUGCGUAUCUUUGUCUUAUCAUGAUUGCUAACGCCAUGUAUUUUAACCCUGACGAUGAGUACGAAAGACCGCCUCUCGUUCAAGCCGGACCAUUUAGAUUCACUUCACAGCAGAUUUUCAUCUCAAUAGUGUGUGCCCUAAUAACAACCCCUCCAGUGAUGCUCCUCAUAUUUCUGUUCAAACGAAGCAAGCGAAGACCUUCAGGAGCUGGAAUAUACUGCGGUUGUUGGUGCAGUGGAUCGUGUUGCCGAUCGUGCAGUGUUUGUUGCUGGCGAUUGUUUAGAACACCAGAGAAGGAGAAACAAAGGCUGUAUGAGCAAAUGUUAAAAACGAAAAUGCUGUCCGAUGAUACGCCAGAAUUCUCCGGAUUUUAUCUCCCCUGGUGGUGCAUCUAUUUCGCCUGGACCUUGUUUGUAGUCGGUACUAUUGUCCCAGCAUUCUUUGUGGUGCUGUAUAGCAUACAAUGGGGUCAACAGAAGUCGGAGGAGUGGUUAACAUGCUUUCUUAUGUCAAUGUUCGAAUCAAUUAUUCUUGUGGACCCAGUCAUGGUUAUGAUGAUAGCAUUUGUGUUAGCCUGUAUCUUUAGAACAUCGAGGAAUGAUACAAAUGUCGACGUUGGUGUAAUAAUUGAGAAUUAUCAGAAGUCAUCGGGAGAAAUGGAAGAUAAAGUUUCGUCUUGCAUCAAUAUACUUCGGCAUGUAAGGGAGGACUACACGUCGUAUGAGUCAACGCCCAUGAAUAUAUCACCGCCGUUAAAGGGGGACAACCUGGUACGAGCUGCAAAUGUCUGGAAAAACGAGCAGAAUUUAAUGACCGUUUUGAGGGAUAUUUUGCUCAAUAUGUUGUUGAUAUUCAUCAUUUGCUCUAUUGCGUUCAGCAAUCGGGACAAUAGGUCUUACAGCCUUCACGAAGACAUAAUCAAUCAAUUCAUUACGCCUUGGAAAAAGCCACACUUCAAAACGAUAAAGACCCAAGGAGACAUGUACAAUUGGCUCAAUGUGUCUGUUAUACCAAGCUUAUUUCCGGAGUUCGAUAUAAACGGAAGUCCACUGCAUUGGUACGACAAGAAAUUCAUGGCUGGUUACAAUACCAUGAGGCUUGGACCUCCCAGGCUGCGGCAGCUACGAACAACUAACGGAGCAUCGUGCAAUAUACCAUACAUUGGAGAUGUCAAAUGCUUUGAGGAAUACAGCAUUUUUAAGGAAGAAGAGGAAGAUUUUUGUAUUGGUUGGGAGAGUAGGCCGUGUGACCCUAUCGAGAACGUGUUCAACUUAUCUAGUGGUGCUUGGAGCUUCAAUUCAGCUGUCGACAUCUGGGGACUGCCUCUGUCCGGGUUUUACACUACGUACGGUGGAGGGGGAUAUAUCGCUCAGUUUGACGUCAAUAGAAACGUUUCCAUUCGAAUUGUAAACGAACUCUUUCGAGAAUUCUGGGUCGAUCGACAGACGCGGGCAGUUUUCUUCGAAUACACGUUAUACAGCCCUUCCACAAAUAUGUUUAUUUACAACGUAUUUCUGAUAGAGUUUCCACAAACUGGGGGAGCAUUCACAACGUACUGGGUGUAUCCAAUAAGGGUUUAUUCGCAUGUUGGUGCGAUUGGAACGUUUACCCUAUUUUGUGAAGUUAUUUUCGUCAUCUAUUUAUUCAUCAUGCUCGUUAAAUUGUGCAUACGUAUUUAUCAAAAACGAAAAGGUUUCUUUUUCGAGUUCUGGCAAGUUUAUGACCUAGUCAUGUUUUCCCUAGGUGUGACAUCAAUUGCAAUAUUUGCUAUUCGGCUUGGUUUUACCUACAUGACAAUUAACAAAUACAAAGAAAACAUAAAACAUUUCGUGAACUUCAGCCAUAUUGUGUUUUGGGAUCAGAUUUUUAUGGCCUGUUUGACUAUUCUGGUAUUCAUGGCCACUCUAAGAUUAUUGGAGGUGUUUGCUACUUCAAAGAAAGUCAGCGGUUUGGUUCAAGUUUUCAAGGAGUGUGGUAAAGACUUGUUCUGGUAUGGAAUGGCAUUUUUCCAUAUGUUUCUAGGAUUUUGUUUCCUGGGUUAUCUUUUGUUUGGACACCAUCUCAUCUCGUACAUGAACAUCUUUAAGUCCUUAGGCACGCUGUUUAUUGCAAUGAUCGGGAAAAGCAAAUUUACUGAAAUCAAUGAAACGCAGCCAUUGUUGGCUAAGAUAUUUUUCACCUUUUACAUUCUAAUAAUAAUAUUCUUUGUGUUAUCUAUCUUUCUGUCUAUUCUUGGUGCAAGCAUUGAUAACUCUGUUCAAGAUGCAAAGGCAGAUAGUAACGAAGAUUUAUUUGAGCUUCUGAUACGCAAAGUGUCAACGAUGUUUACAAUGCCAUGUGCCAGAAGGAAAUCGAAGGGUUCAAACGAUAUAAAAAAUCGAAUGUGGUCAAGGAUUCCGUAUCCGUUUCAAAUAUUCAACACGAAGUGCAUGCCGAGCCAGGCUCCGGUGAACCAUUCCUGGCAACAGCAGAACUUGGACGAUAGAAUCAAUAGCCGGAAAAUAAUCCAUAAAAAUACAAAAAACAGGCGAAAAACACGACCCGUUUCGUCCGAAUGACUUCAGUUUAUAUGAUGUAUUUUAACACACUUCAUGAAUUUUGAUAUUGAUCUGAUUGGCUGUCGUCAUUUAAAUCCCGACGGUAAAAAUCUGUUUAUAUCUUGGCGAAUCAUGAAUCAGUUGAAUUCAUUCACGAAAAUGUCAGUGUUUUGUUUUAUAUUAUUGUUUUCUUACCUUUAAAAUUGUUUUAUUCGUAAACAGAAACUGAACUAUUAACUCAAUCUUAAAGCUGCACUCUCACAGAUUGACCGUUUUGACAACUAUUUUAUGUUUUAUCUUGGAAUGAGCCAUUUUUGGAUUUUCUUAGAAAUGUCUUGAGACAAGUGAUACAAGACUGUUGAAAACAGAUCAGAUCGCAGAUUUUCAUAUUUACGUUUUUAAAAUUGAUGUUUUAUGGCUAAAAGUGUUACUAAAGCUUUAAGAAAAACGAAUUUUCGGCAGUUUUCCAAACAAUUGAGAUCUAUUAUCUCACAAGAAAUUAUCUUAUAUGACAGAAUUGAAGGCACUGAUGACAAAAUCAGCUAAUUCUGAAAAAAAUAAAAUCAAAACUGAUAAUCUGUGAGAGUGCAGCUUUAAAGGGGCUGUACUUCAUAUGAUAAAAUAGCGGGGAAAAAAGAAAAUUGUCGAAAACUGACAUAAACUUGGCAUCGAUGUGUACAAUGCAUUGAAACUUACUAACGGUGUUAUCACGUGAUAUUACCGAGAUAGGUGUAUAGCUUAAUUAUGUCACCCAAUUAGAGUAAGCCGUCGUAGCUCAGUGGAUACGACGCUGGACUGUAAUUUUGGCGACACGGGUUCGAACCCGGUCUCCGACACAAUUUUUUUUUUCAUUUUGGUACU
Molecule: messenger RNA, 5495 nt
Organism: Mya arenaria
Lineage: Eukaryota; Metazoa; Mollusca; Bivalvia; Myida; Myidae
Product: polycystic kidney disease protein 1-like 2
Exons: 23
Coding region: 45-4655 (1536 amino acids)
Biological process (GO): detection of mechanical stimulus
Cellular component (GO): membrane
Molecular function (GO): protein binding; calcium ion binding; calcium channel activity
Source: RefSeq, a predicted model, not a curated record